AUGUGUGCUGUUCGAAGUUUGUUCUGGCCCGAAAAUAUUCCAGGCGGCGUAUAUAGCCACAUCAACUUUGCUUUCGCAACCAUUGAUCCGGAAACCUUCGAAGUCAAACCAGCCGAUGAGCGAGAUGUCGAGCUGUACACCCGGGUGACCGACUUGAAAAAGGGCGAUCCAAACUUGGAAGUCUUUAUCGCAAUAGGGGGUUGGACAUUCAACGAUCCAGGCCCGACACAGACAGUCUUUUCCGACAUUGCUAGAUCUGUGGCGAAUCAGAAAAAGUUCAUCAAUUCCCUAGUAUCAUUCAUGUCCACCUACGAUUUUGAUGGAAUGGACCUGGAUUGGGAAUACCCUGAGGCAACCGACCGCAAUGGCCGUCCUGAGGAUUUCAAAAAUUUCCCUAAGUUUAUUGCAAACCUGAGAAAGGCUCUAGAUCACACAGGUGGUCGAAAUGGGAUUUCAAUCACUCUCCCGGCGUCAUACUGGUACUUACAACACUUCGAUGUCAAGGCUCUGGCAAAGUCAGUCAGCUUCUUUAAUAUAAUGUCCUACGAUCUCCACGGCACCUGGGACUUAGGGAAUAAAUGGACCGGGGGAUAUCUAAAUGCGCAUACAAAUCUCACAGAGAUUGACCUCGCUUUAGAUCUACUCUGGAGAAAUGACAUUCAAAAAGGCAUGGUUGUCAUGGGGCUAGCCUUCUACGGUCGGACAUACACCAUCGAUCCUUCCUGCACAGAUCCCGGAUACAUCUAUCUAUCUGGUGGUAUCAAAGGAGCUUGCAGUCGAGAGGUCGGAGUCUUGCUUAACAAUGAGAUAGACCAGAUCCGCGAAGCUAAAGGAGGUAAGCCCACUUUGGAUCGGGAUGCUACCGUGAAAAUAUACACUUGGGAUAACCAGUGGGUUUCCUACGAUGAUGUCGAUACAUUCAAACUGAAAACGAACUUUGCCCGAAAACGAUGCCUUGGUGGUGUCAUGGUCUGGGCAAUCAGCCAUGACACCAAAAACGCGACUUACUCCAAAGCGUUGGGCACCGUCACUGGAUACAUUGGUAACAUCCAAUAUGACUAUGACUCUGGCAAAGUCACAGAGAAAAAUCAUCACGACCAAUGCCAUUGGACAAAUUGUGGCAUACCAUGUCCUGCCGGCUGGCAUAUGAUCCAGCGUACCGAUAAAUGGAAAAACUACGACGGCGAACCGAUGAUAGAUGCAUCGGCAUGUGGAGAGGGUCUCGGCUAUCGAUCAUGGUGCUGUCCGCCGGGAAAGUCCCCUACCUGCGGUUGGUAUGAAUUCAAUGAUGGCAUCUGUGACGGUGGAUGCGCAAGUGACAUGAAAGAAAUCGGCUCUACAAGGUCGGGUUGUCGCCAGGACACUCAUCAGACAGCGUGCUGCACCAGCGGUAUACCCUCCAUGGCGCUUUAUGACAGUUGUGAAUGGGGGGGUAGUCCUGCGUGUGAGUCCGGCGCAUGUGCCGGCAAGGGGAGCACAAUGCAAACAGAGCUUGGCAAGUCUGGGACUGGUAGUGGAGGAAAUUUCUGUCAGGAUCACACUGGCAAAAACAACGACUAUUGGCCAAGUCUGCAGCUUGGUGAGCAGAAAUACUGCUGUAAUACGGAGAAAGAAGAAAAGAGAUGGCAGAACUGUGAAUGGGUCUACCAUUUUGGAUAUAUCGACAAGGAUAUGAGUUGUGUUGGCUUUUGUCCAGCAGGGAAAGUCAAGGUAGCUAUGGAUACUUAUAAUCACGGUUGCUAUCAAAGUGGAUAUGGGACCUAUUGUUGCGAAUCAAGCUACUAUACUGAGACAACGCGGUACUCUGACGAGGUGCAGUAUUUCAAAAAUGCCCUCAAGGCAUGGGGAAACAAUCCAACUUGCGCAGUCAAACCUGAUUUGAAGCAAGGGCACAUCGAGACUACAGCCCUGGCGACCAUAGACAAAACUGAAACACCAGCCCAAAGGAUUCGAUCAUUCAUUCUAAGCAUGGUGGUUGCGUACCAUAUGGAGCGGCUGGGCAAAGGCUGGUCAAACCUCGCAUGUGACGACUUAUACGCGAACUUGCAGGAUAAUUCCGAGCACGAGGCUUAUCUGGUUCAAUACGGGAGCUACAAUGUUUCACAAUCGCUCACCUGUGAUCCCGAGAAUUGGAAUGACUUGCUUCAAGGUGGCAAUGAAGAUGACAUUGUCUGUGAUUUCGACUCCUGUAUUUCCGACCCAUUUUUGUGCACAGAAGAAGGAUUUGACAAUCCUUAUUUCACGCAAAAUAGCAAACAAAGCAUCCAUCAGCAUACCCAAUGGGCAGACCAGGUCCCUCACCUAUUGGGAAAGCGGACGCCCGAACAUGAGGACUCUUUUCUCUGUGAUGAUGGCACGAUCAAGGUUGUCAUCAGAUUUUGGAGACAGGCAUAUCCAAGCAGCGGAGAAUGGCCCACUGCUAACACAAUCUACGACGAAGCAAUUGAUAAUGAGGACGUUGAAUGCACAAAUACUGAGACUAACGUUCAAACAAUAGUCCUGGCAGACAACACAGACUACCAUACUGAGCACAUCAUCGAGCUCCAAUCCAUGCCCCUUUUCUUCGCAUGGCUUGUCAGUAAUAUCAAGUGCCAAAUUGACUGCGACUUCUUCUUGAACUUUUUCAACAAGAAUGUCCUGAGUGGAACUACCGCAAUGCCGGGAGGUUACAACCCAGGCACUCCAUCUCUGCGAAUCAUGGAGGCCCUUGGGAGCUGGACAAACGACAAAAAGUUCCGUUUGUUGCAAAGAAGGUUGAAUGGCAUGAAAGCCCAGCUGUGGCGUCUUGUUGCUCCUGUGGAGGAAAAGAAAUGGGGCACUGCCGUUGGGAAGGCAGAUCCAGCGGAGGCAAUCACUGCAAUCAAGAAGGUAAGGCCGUUUCGCCGUGGUCAUCUCCGUGUUCAAUUAUCUGAAAAUAACGAAGUUUGGAGUCGAUUGAAGGCCACCAAUAAAUUGAUUCGACAGGAAUUGAAAUCUACGCAAGACGCUUAUAACAAAGCUACUGGAAAAAAUACCAAAAUCUUGGACUGUUGGGAUGAGUGGUUUGCCGAACAUUUAAGCACAAUUGUUGAUCAUGCGACUGAUUGGCUCACGGAUGCACUGGAUGACAUGGAGAAUGAAUGGAGUGGGAAGAAAGACAAACUUAAAGCCAAAGUGAUACGGAUUAUCAAGGGUCUUCGUACCCAAGUGGGAAAGAAGGUCAAACUCGAUCUCAAUGACCUAUAUUAA
Molecule: messenger RNA, 3228 nt
Organism: Penicillium expansum
Lineage: Eukaryota; Fungi; Ascomycota; Eurotiomycetes; Eurotiales; Aspergillaceae
Product: Chitinase II
Exons: 7
Coding region: 1-3228 (1075 amino acids)
Biological process (GO): carbohydrate metabolic process
Molecular function (GO): hydrolase activity, hydrolyzing O-glycosyl compounds; chitin binding
Source: RefSeq, a predicted model, not a curated record